AUGAGAAAUUUCAGCUGCGUCCAUACCCUACAGCUGAUUUGUUCUAACACCUACUCGGCUGGCAUCAGAGGAGGGCAUAUCGGAAAAUCUUUCAUCUAUAUCAUAGGCAUAACGCCUACGCCACUAAAUGCCACUAACGCUAGUAAUACGCCACGUAAUAACUAA
Beauveria bassiana ARSEF 2860 is the source of this 165-nucleotide messenger RNA. RefSeq lists its product as uncharacterized. The coding region runs from base 1 to 165 and encodes 54 amino acids. The transcript is spliced from 3 exons. NCBI's taxonomy places the organism in Eukaryota, Fungi, Ascomycota, Sordariomycetes, Hypocreales, Cordycipitaceae. The record is from RefSeq and is a predicted model, not a curated record.